UGAAGCUUCGAGCUCUGAAGCUUCGAGCUCUGAAGCUUCGGGCUCUGAGGCGUCGGCUCGUUUCUCUCCCGUCGCGUCGCCCUCGUGUGAGUGGAACUACUUUCCGUGCGUCUGUCCUUGUGCUGUGUGCGCGGCGUGGAGGGAUCCGCGCUCCGUGUCGCGGGCGCCCAGGUGCGUCGUGGGUAAUGGAGUUUGUACAUAGGUCACACUCUCAUAACGAGGGAUUUAACGAAGGAAGGAAAGGAGGGAAGAAAGGAGGAAAGGAGGGAGGGACUGAGGAGGGGGUUGUGUUUAAAGCCCUCGGCAGAUCUCAUGUGUUUAAUAAAAACAAAAUGUAAUCACUUUACUCAGACUCUGAUUUAUUCACUUUAAACAAAACUAAACCAGGUCUAAACCAGGACUGAACCAGGACUGAACCAGGACUAAACCAGGACUGAACCAGGACUAAACCAGGACUGAACCAGGACUGAACCAGGACUAAACCAGGACUGAACCGGGACUAAACCAGGACUGAACUGGGACUAAACCAGGUCUAAACCAGGACUGAACCGGGACUGAAUUGAAAUGAGAUUUUGUUAGAAAUGUUUUUAUUUGCAUAUUUUCUUGUUCAGUCAGUUUUUUAUUUUUCCUCCUGGAUCAUAAAUGUCACUUUCUGUUUGUUGUAAAUUUGUGAUAAAACCACAAAGUCUGAUCCUGAUCCAACAAACGAGACCUGGACCUGGACCUGGACCUGGAGAGGACACGACUCCACUCUGGUCUUCUGUCUGGGCACAGUGGGUCUGGUUCUGGACUCGGGUCAGUCCACGUGAGUCCGCUCCGGUCCGUGCCGCGCUUUGCCGCGUCCUCGUUGGCGUCAGCGGCGCGUCAGAGGCGGCAGCGGCAGCGUCAGGAGCGGAAUGAUCUCACAGCAGCUCCGCGCGCACCGCGGCUCCUCCAGCGGCUCCACUCCCGGAUCCCGCCCCGGCUCCGGGCUCCUCCUCAGCGGCUCCAGCGACAGCGACAGCGCGCGGCCCGCGGCCUCCGACAGCCUCAUGACCUCCGCGGAGCUCACGCACAGCGGCGCGGCGCCGCUCGCCUCCCGCGGCCGCGCGCUCUACAAGGCGCUGUGCUUCGCGGUGCUCGCGCUGCAGGGCGCGGUGCUGGACUUUUACCUCAUCGCGUUCACGGACCUGUCCUGGUGCUCGUGGAUCGCCACGGACCUCGUGGUUCUGUCCGGAUGGGCCAUUUUCUUCAUCAAGAACGCGCGGAAUAAGCGCGAGCGCGCGUGCGGCUUCCAUCAGAAGAGCUCCGCGCGCGGCGCGGGUCUGGGGGAGUUCACGUACGCGUACCUGGCGUGGCUCAUCUACGUGAUCGCGUGCACGCCGAAGAUGGUGCUGGUGGUGGAGACGUCCAUCCUGGAGCUGCUCACGCUGAAGGUUCCGUGCGGCGUCACGGGCUUUAAGGGCGCGGUGCUUCUGUCCGCGCCGCUGCUCUUCUGCCUCAUCGGCGCGGUCACGGAGGACGGCACCGGAGCCACGCGGCACCGCGCGCACGCCAGCUUCCUGAACACGUGCCUGGACCUGCUGGACAGUUUCACGCUCGUGGAGCUUCUGCUGCGGAACGAGCUUCCGGUGCCGCCGCUGCGGUACGCGGUGCUCUGCGCGUUCUUCCUCGCGCUUUUCGCGCCGGUCAUUUGGCUGCACGAGCUCACCGCGUCCGAACUCACGUGCCGGUCCCUGUGCGCGCGCUUCUUCACGGGACUUCUCGUGAACGCGCCGCUGCUGGUGGUGCGCUGCUUCCAGGUGUACGCGCACGGCGCGCCCGUGUCCGUGUUUUUAUUCAAGAACGUGUUUAUGCUCACGUGCCGCGCGCUCGAGCUCACGGAGCAGUGUCUCACCGCGCGCGGCGCGCGUAAACUCGCCGCGUCAAACCCCGCGCACUUUUCCCACGGAGUCUCCGAGAACGACAUGUGUCCGCACGGCUACGUCAACACGCUCGCCGUCAACCAGCUAUGAUGCGCGCGCACCU
Molecule: messenger RNA, 2007 nt
Organism: Boleophthalmus pectinirostris (great blue-spotted mudskipper)
Lineage: Eukaryota; Metazoa; Chordata; Actinopteri; Gobiiformes; Gobiidae
Gene: tmem121b
Product: transmembrane protein 121B
Exons: 1
Coding region: 897-1994 (365 amino acids)
Source: RefSeq, a predicted model, not a curated record